AAAUUCUUUAACAAAUACACUUAAGAAAAACAUGCAGUCACAAUUUAUUGCGUCACCCUACGUUGCGAUCCAAAAACGGAUGGGCAGCUUGUUCACCACGAGACGUUAAAAAUUUUUUAUUCGAUUUUAUUCAUUUUGAAAUUUAAUGAUUUAACUAAAACGAAAUGAGUGGUCGGAACCGGGGUAAAGGAAAGAGAGGCGGAGGGCCCUAUCGCAAUGUCAAAGCGAAUCACAAUUGCGCCCGCAGCUUUGCACAACAAGCAAACGAACUGGCUAGCAGCAGCGUAGGUGACAGUUCAGACUCGGAAUCAUCCGGAGGAGGAGCUAAGGAUGAUCUCGGUCAGCCGCCAGAGUUCGCUGUGGCCAUGUGGGAUCUGAACCACUGCGACCCGAAGAAGUGUUCAGGCAGAAAACUGGCGCGUCUGGGACUCAUUUCUAAUCUACGACUGGGUCAGAAGUUUCCUGGUCUAGUCCUCUCACCCGUUGGCCAGUUGUGUGUCAGUCCUCUGGAUCGGGAAGUGGUAGCCUCCUCCGGUGUGGCUGUGAUCGACUGCUCCUGGGCGAAGCUCGACGAGACGCCCUUUGGUAGAAUGCGCAGCCCUCAUCCUCGCCUGCUGCCCUUCCUGGUGGCUGCCAAUCCCAUCAACUAUGGUAAACCCUGCAAGCUCAGCUGCGUGGAAGCCAUCGCCGCAACUCUGUAUAUCUGUGGAUUUACGGAGGAGGCUCGCUGGUUUUUGGGAAAGUUCUCCUGGGGUCAUGCUUUCUUGGAGCUGAACGAGAAGCUCCUCAACGCGUAUGCGGCCUGCAAAAGCAGCGACGAGAUUGUCAAGGUGCAGAACGAGUACUUAGAGCAAGAGCAGCAGGAGCGGGACAAACCAAGAGAUCUGCGCGAUUUCUAUCCCACCAGCAGUAGUAGUAGCGAGUCGGAAAGCGAGGACGAUAAUGAGGAAGCGAAAACGAAAACGAAUAACUGAUCUUUACAAGGUGCUGACAUUUUAUUAGCAUUACCAUUAGCUUAUUACAAAAAAUGUUUACGUGUGUUUUAAUAUACAAACCAGUUGUUAGAAGCAACUAUAGAAUUAUUGCAAACUA
This is a messenger RNA of Drosophila eugracilis, 1092 nucleotides long. Its product is annotated as 18S rRNA aminocarboxypropyltransferase. NCBI's taxonomy places the organism in Eukaryota, Metazoa, Arthropoda, Insecta, Diptera, Drosophilidae. The record is from RefSeq and is a predicted model, not a curated record. The transcript has a single exon. Gene Ontology annotation, molecular function: rRNA small subunit aminocarboxypropyltransferase activity. Gene Ontology annotation, biological process: maturation of SSU-rRNA. The coding region runs from base 165 to 974 and encodes 269 amino acids.